This is a messenger RNA of Pistacia vera, 510 nucleotides long. RefSeq lists its product as uncharacterized. Gene Ontology annotation, molecular function: acyltransferase activity, transferring groups other than amino-acyl groups. NCBI's taxonomy places the organism in Eukaryota, Viridiplantae, Streptophyta, Magnoliopsida, Sapindales, Anacardiaceae. The transcript has a single exon. Bases 1 to 510 code for a protein of 169 amino acids. The record is from RefSeq and is a predicted model, not a curated record.
AUGUUAAAAUCUGUAGAAAUCACUCUUCGCCCCUUCAAAUUAUGUGAUGUUGAUGAUUUUAUGGGAUGGGCAGGGGAUGAUAAUGUAACAUGCUAUUGCAGAUGGAACACAUUUACCUCUAGGGAUGAUGCCUUGGACUUCCUCAAAGAAGUGAUUUGGUCUCAUCCUUGGUACAGAGCUAUCUGUAUCGAAGACCGUCCGAUUGGGUCGAUUUACGUGAUGCCAGGUAUAGGGAAAGAUCAACGGAGGGGAGAGAUAGGAUAUGCUCUGAGUGCAAAGUACUGGGGAAAAGGUAUAGCAACAGAGGCAGUUAGGAUGGUGAUUUCAUGUGUGUUCAAGGAGUUGAAGUAUUUGGACAGGGUUGAAGGUUUGGUUUUCGCCGAAAAUAAAGCUUCACAAAAGGUGCUGGAGAAAGCUGGGUUUACCAGAGAGGGUCUUCUGAAGAAAUAUUUCUUUGUUAAAGGAAAAAGUAGAGACAUAAUUGUCUUCAGUAUGACAGAAUCUGAUUAA